AUGAAGAGAUCUGUUGACAUAGCCAAGAGAUUAGAGGAAAGGCAUCAAAAGAUGCAGACUUUUCUUUCCUCUGCUGCCGACUUGCUGUACAAUGAAGUCAUGAUCGCUGUAAAUUUGGCCAUCGGCAUUGGAAUCCAGAACUUCCCAGAAGGCUUGGCGGUUAGCCUGCCGCUCCGGGGUUCGGGAGUGUCGACAUGGACAGCUUUCUGGUACGGGCAGCUGAGCGGCAUGGUUGAACCUGCUGCCGGGCUGCUGGGCGCCCUCGCUGUCGUGUUGGCAGAACCUCUGCUGCCCUACGCUUUGGCGUUCGCUGCCGGGGCGAUGGUCUACGUGGUGGUGGACGACAUUAUUCCAGAAGCUCAAGUCAGUGGAAACGGGAAGCUGGCCUCCUGGACCUCCAUCCUGGGCUUCGUGGUGAUGAUGUCUCUGGACGUAGGGCUCGGCUGACUCCACCGUGACGCUCGUCCAACCCUC
Molecule: messenger RNA, 474 nt
Organism: Salarias fasciatus (jewelled blenny)
Lineage: Eukaryota; Metazoa; Chordata; Actinopteri; Blenniiformes; Blenniidae
Product: zinc transporter ZIP11-like
Exons: 5
Coding region: 1-447 (148 amino acids)
Biological process (GO): zinc ion transmembrane transport
Cellular component (GO): membrane
Molecular function (GO): zinc ion transmembrane transporter activity
Source: RefSeq, a predicted model, not a curated record